Molecule: messenger RNA, 2084 nt
Organism: Paramormyrops kingsleyae
Lineage: Eukaryota; Metazoa; Chordata; Actinopteri; Osteoglossiformes; Mormyridae
Source: RefSeq, a predicted model, not a curated record
CAGAGUGGUGAGCUGGUCGACCUGCUGCUGGAGACGGUGGUUCUCUGCGGGGUCCAUUCUACUAUGGCGAAGUAUUCUGUGAUGCUCAGAGAGAAUGAAUGAAGCAGACCUCGAAAUGCAGUGGCCAGCAGGUUUAUGGAGGACACCGAGGGUAAACAAAGUUGUAAGGGCAAUCCAAAAGAAUCGUCGAAAGGCAAGCAGUAGUCGUUCACCGGUGAGAUCAAUCCUACACGAUGACACGAGACAGGACGAUGACAGGAUCGGAGAGACAGGAUCGACAGGACAGCAGGGCAGGACGGAGUGGGCAGGAAGGGCAGGCAGCACAGCAGGGCAGGACACAGCAGGCAGGAUGAGUAGGGAAGACAAAAGACAGAUUAAUUGCUCGGAGUUGAUGGCCAGAAGAGCUCUGAUAGCAGCGCAGGAUGAGUACAGCUACUCCCUUGAAGUGGAUAGAGCCAGGGAAAUUAGAAGAAGACAAGUUUUUGAGCUGGAGGGAAGACGCAGAGUGGACAGAAGAAAUUACAUAAAUGCAGUGCCUGAGAUAACAGAUGGGUUCAUAAUCCAGCUGAAGUACUCAGAUGGAAGGAUUCAAAAGAGGAGCUUUUCAUCAUCACAGCCUUUUCAGGAUUUGGUGGCCUUUGUAGGUAUGGAUGAGAUGGCUAGUGAAAUAUUUUCAUUACAGCCAGCCAUGUCAUCAAAUCUAUUACUUAGCACCUUGUCAGGUACUAUUUUGAACCAAGGUAUCAGCAGUCCACAAACCCUGUUUGUGCUUUGGAUGUCUGGUGAUGAAGUACUGGUAUGUACAGUUCCUCUUUAAUAUCCUCUGAAUUUAUAUCUUUCGGAAAAUGAAGUGUGUUAUAAUUUUCUUUUUUAACAGCAAAUGUUGACGGAGCAAGAGAAAACUACCUCUGAAUAAUUUUAUUCGUCCAGUCUAACCUCCUUUACUCCAAAUUUGCCUUCUACUGUGGCCAUUACAGAUGAUAGAACGUCUCCACCAUCUGCUUCUUCUCAUGAUAUUCCUUCUGUCCCUCAAAUUUCAUAUGAACAGAGCAUUAAUUCCACAGCCCACAUCACAAUUCCCAUAUCUUUUAGUCUGUCCUCUCCCUCCCCUACUCGGAGUAAUUCUCCCCACCCUGACAGUCUGUCCUCAUCUACUUUACAUCAUUGCAACCAAAUUAGUUUGCCCUUAUUGGGACCUCCUGCUCUUACACUUGCAGCAGAAGGAUGUUCUACAAUGGAAAGUCCAUCCACAUCAGAAGAGUAAGCCAUGAAUUUAUUUCAUUAAUGUAUGCCCAGCGUACUCACAUAUUUUAAGCCUUAAUUCAUUGUAUAUUGGAGUGGAGUUUAACAUAACACAUACAGCUACAAAAAGAAUUUCUUUGUAAUGUGUGCCACACUUACAUUUUUUCUCAACUUUUUAACACGCUUGAUGUGUCAGUCCUACUGAGAAAUCUACACUCUCAAAUAGAUAUGGGAAAUUGCCCGACACACAAUUUGAUAAAUGUGUGUCGUGAUGAUAUAAUGGCAUGUGCUGUGAGAGCUUUGGAACGCCCUCUGUUCAAUCCACUGAAGAAGAUUGACAUCAUGUUUGUGGAUGACUGGGAAAUGUCUGAGGGUGCUGUUGAUGAUGGAGGACCAACCAGGGAGUUCUGUAGGCUAUUAAUGCAUGCCAUAAAAGACUGGAUCUUUGAGGGGCCUGAAGAGGAGAAAACCUUUCCUUGGAUUCAAGUGGUAAGAGGAACAAAUACAGUCAUUUUGUAAAUGAAAUCACAUUGCAGUUUCACCAUCUGUAACAUGGUCAUUGUGAAAGGGUUCAAUAAUCAGUGUUGGGGAGAAAAGGAAUACAUGUAACGGGGUUACCUAUUUAGAAUACAAAAUACGAGUAACUGUAUUCCGAUACAGUUACAAUUUAAAUAGAUGGUAAUUAGAAUACAGUUACAUUGUUACCCAGAUACUUGUUCAGUCUUUUGUCAUCUCCCGCUUUGACUACUGCAACUCGCUUCUAAGCGAGUUUGCCACUGAGUGCCAUUCGUCCUCUCCAACUGAUUUAGAAUGCAGCUGCUUGACUUGUUUUGAACCUUCUC